AUGGCUUCGUCACGUUUUACAUUUGAUCAAGCCAGUGAAUUGCUUAUGGGAUGGUAUUACAACUUAAAGGUGGAAUUUCUUGCUGAUGACGAGCUUGAUCACGAGCUGACGGUUCGAUCGGUCAUCAUAGGGGAAAGUUUGGAUAGAACACGAAAGCGAUUGUGGUUAAGGGAUCAGUUAAGAUCAGAGCGAGGAAAGUCUGCAGAUAAAAUACUACCCCACGUACCUGUUGAUCCGACUAAGGAAAUUAGUGUUUGUUCUCAAAAAUAUUCUGAACUUAAAGCAGCUAUAGAACAGGAGGAAAAUGAUGAUGCGAAAAAAUGUUACUACACGAGAUUGUUGCAUGUUGGUGUACGUAUCGUGACGAUUUUGUCAGAUGCGCGUGGCUCACCAAAUUUACAUAGUUUUUUACAAAAUACCGUCGUUGAAUUAACAGAAAUUAUUUUUUCAAAUUUUGAUGAUCCGUUAAAUUUGGGUAAGGAUAAUGAACCGUUAGAUGGUGAGAAUGCGGAUGUAGGUAACACCGUCGGUGACGCACUUGAUACAAAUGAUGAAUUAGAAAACAAUGAUCGUGGAUGUGUAAAUCAUCCAAGGCAAUCCGUUUUGUCUCAAGGGGAUAUAGAUUGGAUUCAUUCAUUGCAAGCUAGAAUUGUGGAUUUAGAACAGGAACUAAAUCAACGAAAGAACGUUAAACAUGCCGGUACCCAAACUUCUAAUCAUUUUGUUAAGCCAUCUAAUAACCAACCGAACAAAAAUCAAAAUUUUUCUCUUUCUAGUUUCUCGUAUCCUUCCUUCCAAAACCCUUCCUUACCCCUUUCCAAUUGUCCCAGAUUGCAAGAAGCGCCUCAAAACACUGCUACAAAUCAACCAACUACACCCUUAGAUAAUCCGAUUGAAGAUGCUUUACCCACCCCUUCCUUCCCUCACUAUAAUACUCCUACGAUUCCGAACCAUAGAUUUGCAAACGCUAACACAGCUUCCUUUCAGAAUCGUCAUACGCUACCAGUAUCCAAAUGGAACAUCACUAAGUAUAGUGGUGAUGAUCAAGGUUUGAAAUUAAACGAGUUUUUGGAACUUGUUCAGGCACUGUCACAGGCUGAACACGUGUCAGAAACAGAACUGUUUGAAUCAGCAGUACAUUUGUUUACUGGAUCAGCCCUUAAGUGGUAUAUGACCCAGCGAACCACAGGUAGACUGCUAAAUUGGCAGCACCUAAUAUUUGAAUUAAAACGUACUUACAUGCACCCUGAUCUUGACGCCUUGAUCAAAAUGAAAAUAUACCAGCGGAGACAACAGAAGCAUGAAUCAUUUCAUGAGUAUUAUUUCGAAUUAGAAAAACUCUUUCGCACCAUGAGUAUUCAGAUUCCAGAGUAUGAAAAGGUACAAAUUAUCCAACAGAACAUGCGCAUUGAUUACAAGCGCCAAAUGACAUUCAUUCCUAUUGUUAAUUUGGAAACACUGGUUGCCGCCGGUCAGAAACUGGAUGCGCUAAACUUUUCGGCCUACAAUAAGGUGUUUGGCACUGAGAAGUUUAUUCAGGCAAUUGAUGGGAACGAAGCAAACACAAAAAAGAAAUCGAAAACUCAGCCUCAAGCACAACAAAAGGGUCAGACGGCAGCCGUUGUCCAGCAACCAAACCAGCUUAGGAAUCAGUCUAAUACAUCCUCCAACACCCAAAACAAUCAAUCGCGCUCUAAUUAUCAAUCCAUUCAAAGUAAACAACCAACUCAGAAUCAUCAAUCGAACCAAAACUCGUCUCAUGAUUCGGUGACACAAAUACCAGUAGCAGGACCUUCGCAAAGUCAACCGCGUCCUCAAAUUACUUUAGAAGAUGUUAUAAACGCGCACUCGCCCCCGCCAAUCAACACUUGUUUCAACUGUGGAAGAAUCGGGCAUCAUUUUGCUAUCACCUGCGAACCAAAAUCGCCGUUCGCAUGGUCAAGACGCGUAACAACAAAAAAAGAUUUACCAACGGUUCCCCCGCCCUUCUGGAUAGACGCAAAUGAUAGUAAAUACCCCGAAUCAUCUGAAACGUUUCAGAUAAUUUAUCCGUUCCCAAACGACAACCGACCGUAUGCCUCCGUGAAAGUGUAUGGCUUUCCUAUUCGUGCCCUCCUGGAUAGUGGGAGUAAUCAUACGCUUAUCAGCGAUAAGCUUUUUGCACAGCUAAAAUACAAAAAGCUGGAAGGUCCACCCAAAAAGGUUUUACUUCGCUCGGCUAGUGGAGACGAAUUAAGAAUUAUCGGUCAGGCUCAUCUUCCGUUUUCAUUCGGAGGGAGUGUUAGAGUGAUCCCGACGCUGGUAGUGGAGAACAUUUCCAUAAACUGUAUCUGUGGCAUGGACUUUUGGAAGAAAUUUCAGAUCCAUCCGGCAAUGCAGGAAUUGGGAAAUAACGAGCACCAAGCAACUGUUUCGGAUUAUGAUCUACCCGCUUCUGAGUCGUAUUUGUCUGAUGAGCAAAAAGAGGAGAUCAAAAAAAUUAAAAGAUUGUUUCUUCCCGCACGAGAGGGUGAAUUAACUCUAACGAAUGGUGCACAACAUCGUAUUGUGCUGGCUGAUGAAUGGGCAAAUAAGCCUCCCGUUCGUCAGUUCCCCUAUGUAAUGUCACCUAAGACUCAAGAAUUGGUGGCUGUUGAGCUUCAGAGACUUUUAAAUUUGGGUGUUAUAGAAAGAAGUUGUUCGGAUUGGUCACUCAACUGCGUGCCAGUCAUCAAACCGAAUAAAGUAAGGUUGUGUCUCGACGCCCGAAAGAUAAACGAGAGGACAGUUCGUGAUGCGUACCCUUUGCCUCACCCUGGUAGAAUUUUGGGCCAACUUCCGAAGGCAAGAUAUUUCUCUACCAUUGACUUGUCCGAAGCAUUCCUUCAAGUGCCUUUGGAAGUGGAAUCUCGAAAAUAUACAGCAUUUAGUGUGCAAGGCAGAGGGCUGUUCCAGUAUACUCGUAUGCCUUUUGGCUUAGCUAAUAGUCCGGCUACUCUAGCCCGACUCAUGGAUAAAGUAUUAGGACACGGUAUACUGGAGCCGUACGUUUUCGUUUACCUCGACGAUAUCGUCGUAGUAACGGAAACGUUUGCGCAUCACCAACAGUUGUUAACGGAAAUAGCAUGCCGGUUACAAGCAGCUAAUCUCAGUAUCAAUCUGGAAAAAUCAAAAUUCGGUGUGACAGAAAUUCCUUUCCUAGGUUAUCUCUUAAGCACGGAUGGUCUUAGGGCUAACCCGGACAAGAUUCGUCCGAUCGUCGAGUAUGAAAGGCCUAACACCAUAACAAAGCUUCGGAGAUUCCUAGGAAUGGCGAAUUAUUAUCGCCGAUUCAUCCCUAAUUUCAGUGGAGUGACGGCUGCUCUGUCUGAUCUUCUGCAGUCCAAAACCAAAACUAUUCGAUGGAAUGAUGAGGCGGAAACUGCAUUCUGCAAUUUAAAAGAGUGUCUAAUCUCUUCGCCUGUAUUGGGCAGUCCAGAUUUUAGUCCGGAAUUCACAAUACAGACGGACGCAAGCGACGUGGCGGUAGCAGGGGUUCUGACGCAAGAACAGGAUGGAGUGGAGAGAGUAAUUUCGUACUACUCGAAGAAACUCACCACCCCCCAAAAAAAUUACCAUGCUGCGGAGAAAGAGGCUUUGGCGGCCAUUCUUUCCGUGGAUGCGUUUCGUGGAUAUAUUGAGGGAUAUCACUUUACUCUUGUUACAGAUUCAUCGGCUCUUACGCAUAUCUUGAGUUCCAAAUGGAAAGUGGGUUCAAGGUGCAGUAGGUGGGCGUUAAACUUACAACAAUUCAACAUGACAGUCCGGCAUCGUAAGGGCAAAGAAAACAUUGUGCCUGAUGCUUUAUCUCGUAGCAUUGCGGCAGUAUCUGAUUCGUCGUGGUACACUUCUAUGAAGAGAAAGGUUUUAGACCGACCAGAUGAUUUUGUAAAUUUCAAAGUAGAGAAUCAGAAACUUUACAAAUUCGUGACCUCUCAUAAUGACUAUUAUGAUUCGCGGUUUGAAUGGAAAGUAAUUCCUCCGCCUUCCGAAGUGGGACAGAUUCUCGAGCAGUGCCACGAUGAGUGUUUUCAUCCAGGCUUCGAAAGGACCCUUGCUCGAGUCCGACAAAGGUUUUACUGGCCAAAAAUGGCAGUAGAAGUUCGGCGGUACAUUCAAAAGUGUACCACCUGUAAGGAAGUGAAAGCAUCAUCAGCACCGACGGCACCCGAGAUGGGAAAAAUUAAAUUGGCAACCCACCCAUGGCAAAUUAUAUCUGUCGAUUUUAUUGGGCCUCUGCCGCGCAGUCGUCGGGGUAAUCAGCAUCUGUUGGUAGUUUGCGAUUACUUCUCGAAGUGGGUGAUGCUACAGCCGAUGAAAAGCGUUAGCAGUGUGCCGAUGUGUAACGCGCUGCGAGACCAAUGGUUCCUGAAAAACUCGGUUCCAGAGGUAAUCAUUACCGAUAAUGGUAGCAGUUUUAUUUCUAAAGAUUUUAAGGGACUGUUGGAUCGCUUUGGCGUUACACAUUGGCUGAACUCGCGGUAUCACUCACAAUCGAAUCCAGUUGAGAGAGUAAAUCGCACUAUCAACGCUGCUAUUCGGACGUAUGUGAGGGAAGACCAACGUCUAUGGGAUACGCGAAUCCCGGAGAUUGAAAUGGUACUGAAUACUAGUGUCCAUGCAUCUACAGGAUUCACUCCUUUUUUUAUCACUCUUGGCCUUGAGUUCACAGAGUCCGGUAGUGAUAACAAAUUAGCACGACAGAAUGAACAACUUACUCCAGAGCAGAUCAAUGAACGUCGUAAGCGAAUGUUUCCUCGCAUUUUUGAUAUGGUUGCUAAAAAUUUACAAAAAGCGCAUAACGCAUCCCAAUAUCGGUAUAAUUUACGACAUCGUCGCUUUUCUAAAUCGUUUGUGGAGGGUCAGUUAGUUUAUCACCGAAACAUGAAAUUAUCUAAUGCCACGAAGAAUUAUAAUGCAAAAUAUGGCAGACAAUUCAUUCCCUGUCGUGUAAAGGCAAAAAUAGGCUCAUCAUCGUAUGAAUUGGAAGAUCUGAAUGGGAAAAGUCUCGGUAUUUGGCCGGCCAUUCAUUUGAAACCCGGCUAA
Molecule: messenger RNA, 5064 nt
Organism: Malaya genurostris
Lineage: Eukaryota; Metazoa; Arthropoda; Insecta; Diptera; Culicidae
Exons: 2
Coding region: 1-5064 (1687 amino acids)
Biological process (GO): DNA integration; proteolysis
Molecular function (GO): nucleic acid binding; aspartic-type endopeptidase activity
Source: RefSeq, a predicted model, not a curated record